CUUUUCCUCCUCCUCCUCCUCCUCCUCCCCCUCCCUCUCUGCCCCUCCUCUCCCCUUCUUGCUCCUUCCCUAUCUCCAUCCCCUCUUUUCCUCCUCCUCCUCCUCCUUUCCCCAUCUCCCCCCUCCCCACAUCCAUCCCCCCUCCUCCUCCACUGGCUUCCUAUAGGGCUUUGGGAGGGCUUCCUCUCAGGCUGACUCCCUUCCCCAGAUGUAGGCCCUGGGAUUAAUCUGGCAUUCAUGGCAUUCUCGCACUUGUCCUCCCCUGCCCCCUGCUUGGUCACAGGGCAGGCUGAGCUUGGCUGCCAUCCUCUGCCUAGGGGAGCUGGCUGGCUCUGCUCUGUGAGCCCCUCCGGCAGGGACUGUGCCAGACGUGUCCAGGCGCCAGGGCCCAUUUGCCCUUCCUCAGAGGAGUUCAGCAGCACAGCCUGGGGAAGAGGUGGGCAGAGGGCGCUCCCUUAGUGCCAGUGAGAUGUGCCCCCCUCAAGGCUGUGCCUUCAGGGGCCCUGGGUGAAGGCUCAACCAGGGGAGAUGUGGAGCCCUGCAGACCCUCAGCAAGGCCCAAAGCUCCCCCAGUUGCACCGUACUGGGGUCCUGGGUUUGGGCUCCUCUCAUCAGAGCCUCAUUAUUCUCUUCCCACCCAUCCAUCAUGGGGCAGUUGGCAAAGCCUUGUCUCCUGGGAGAGGCCAUGCUGGGUGCUGGGGCACAGAGGCAGGACUAGGGAGGAUUUCUGCCCUCAAGAUGCCUCAUUGGGUCCAGGAAGUGCUCUAAAUUUCUUAUUAUCAGAGAAAUGCAAAUCAAAAGAACUCAGAGGUAUCCCCUCACCCCCAGCAGAUUGGCUCACCAGACAGAAUAAUCAAUGCUGGAGGGGAUGUGGCAAAGUCAGGACAUUCAUGCAUUGCUGGUAGAGUUGGGAAUUGAUCCACCCAUUCUGCAGGGCAAUUUGGAACUAUGCCCAAAGGGCGAUAAAAGACUGUCUGCCCUUUGACCCAGCCAUAGCACUGCUGGGUUUGUACCCCAAAGAGAUAAUGGACAAAAAGACUUGUACAAAAAUAUUCAUCGCUGCGCUCUUUGUGGUGGCCAAAAAUUGGAAAACGAGGGGAUGCCCUUCAAUUGGGGAAUGGCUGAACAAAUUGUGGUAUCUGAUGGGGAUGGAAUCCUACUGUGCUAAAAGGGAUAAUAAAGUGGAGGGAUUCCAUGUGAACAGGGACGACCUCCAGGAAGUGACACAAGCACAGAACCACAGCAUUGUACACAGACGGAUACAUUGUAGCAUGAUCGAAUGUAACUGACUUCCCUACUAGCAGCAGUGCAAUGACCCAGCACAACCCCAAGGGGCUGAGGAGAAAGAAUGCAGCUGCUCUCCACAUCCUGAGGAAGAACCGUGGGAGCAGAGAGCAGAAGGAAAGCCUGGGACAGAUUCGGGGUUCAGCUUUCAAAGACCUGCCAAGGCCAAGGGAGCAUCUGGAGCCUCCUCCGACCUAUUGCUCCAGCGGGAAGACUAAGGCCAGCUGCCAUGCUGCUGUGGUGGUUCGUGCUCCUGGCCAGCGGGCUUCCCUGGCUGCCUGCAGCCACCCAGGACUCUUGUGCCAGCCACUGUGGCUUGGCCAGGGCCAACUGCUCGUGCCACGUGACCUGCCCAUCCCUGAACUCCUGCUGCCCCGACUACAGGAGCUUCUGCCCCGAGAUCCUGCCCUACUCGGGCUCCGUGAUGGGCGGCAAGGACUUCGUGCUGCUGGGGGCCGAGCCCUGGCUGCCCCCCGCCUCGGUGACCUCCGUGCUCUGCCGCUUCCGAGAGAGCGUCCAGACUCGGGGCUACGUGGACGGCGAGGGCAGGAUCCACUGCGUGUCGCCCCUCCUGUACGAAAGCGGCUGGAUUCCUUUUGGCGUGUCCCUGGACGGCGGCAGGACGUUCCCCAGCUCUGGGGCCUGGCUGGCAGUCCAUCCCAGCAAAGUGUCCCCCACUGAGAAGAGUGAGCUGGUCAAUGAGACCAAGUGGCAGUAUUACGGGACCCCCGGGGUCAACGGCACCCUCACCCUUUCCUGGAACCGCCUCCUGUUGCCUGAUGCCAAAGUCAACAUCGAGCUGUGGGGCUACCAAGAGACGGGCACGCCCUACUCUGACGAGUGGAAGGCUGAGUGGUCGUACCUGUACACCCUGGUCAGGGACCUCCCCAACGGCAGCAAUUUCACCUUCGUCCCAAAGCCGGCUGAGCCCCAGUAUCAGAGCUGGGAGGUGGGCGCCCUGCGGGUCACCGGGAGCAGCCGUGCGGCUGGAGAGAGGGACGUGCCCGCGGUGUGGAGCAACGAGCACGCGCUGGCCUGGCACCUGGGCGAGGACUUCCGUCGGGAUUCGGCUGCCUGGGCCUCCGCCAAGUGCCUGCACUGGGCCGCGCUGGACAAAGGACUGCCCAACUUCCUGGAGGAGAUCGAGGACUGCCCCUGCACCCUGGCCCAGGCUCGCGCCGACACCGGGAGGUUCUUUGCCGAUUACGGCUGUGACAUAGAGCAGAACAGCGUGUGCACCUACCAUCCCGAGGCCGUGCACUGUGUGCGGAGCAUCCAGGCCAGCCCCCGCUACGCCUCGGGGCAGCAGUGCUGCUACUCGGCCCAGGGGACGCAGGUGCUGACCAGAGACACGUCGAGCGGCAGCACCCCAGACCGGGGCCACGACUGGGGCUCCCCCCCCUACGGGCGGCCCCCACGGGUGCCCGGCCUCUCCCACUGGCUCAACGACGUCAUCACCUUCUACUACUGCUGCCUGUGGUCGGACAACUGUCUCUCGUACCUGAGCCUGCGGCCCUCCAGCGACUGCCGCAGCUACCGGCCGCCCCACCUGGCUUCGGCCUUCGGGGACCCUCACUUCGUCACCUUCGACGGCGUCAGCUUCACGUUCAACGGCCGCGGCGAGUACGUCCUGGUGCAGUCGGAGCUCCCGCAGCUGCUGGUGCAGGCUCGAACCCGGGCGGCCAGCAGGGCCGACGGUGCCCAGGCCUCCGCGACGGGCAUCUCGGCGGUGGCGGUGAAGGAGGGCACCUCGGACGUGCUGGAGGCCCGGCUCGGGGACACCCCUGCCAGGCCCCUCGAGGUGCUGCUGAAUCAGAGGCUCCUGAACUUCUCCGAGCAGCCUUGGAUGGACCUGAAAGGCAUGUUCCUGUCCAUGUCCGGGACCCACAAGGCAUCGGUGAUGCUGGACUCUGGGGCCGGCCUGGAAAUCCAGGCCCACGAAGCCUUCUUGAGCCUCAGCGUCUUUCUCCCUGACAAGUUCCUGGCUCGCACCUGGGGCCUCCUGGGGACCCUCAACGGGCUCUCGGCCGACGACUUCACCCUGAGGAACGGGAGCGUCCUGCCCCUCGACGUUGCCUCCAGGCCCCAGCAGCUGCUCGAGUUUGGGGCCGACUGGGCCAUCCGGAACGACUCCUCCCUGUUCACGUACGAUUCCCGGGCUCUGGUGGACGCGUACCUGCUGGGGCCCAAGCACGACCCCACCUUCCUGCCCACGCUCGCCCCUGGGCCCCUGAGCCCGGCGGUGGCCGCCCUCUGCCAGAACGACUCCUUCUGCCAGUUCGAUGCCCUCGUCACUGGGAGGCUGGACCUGGGCAACGCCACGCAAGCGGCCCACAAGAGGCACCAGCAGCUUCAGCAGAGCCUGCAACCAGUGGUCUGCUGUGGUUGGCUUCCUCCCCCCAAACACGGCAAGAAGAACGGGACCAGGUACCUUGUGGGCUCCUCCGUACUCUUCAGCUGCGCGCCAGGCUUUACACUGAGAGGCUCCGAGGAGCGGAAGUGCCAGCCCGACGGCACGUGGUCAGGGAGUCCGCCGCAAUGCAGGCCAGAGCCCGACCAAAUGAUGCUCCUGGGAAUCCUCUUUGGGAUUCUGGGGGUCCUGGCUCUGGUUGGCUUGGGCUAUGAGCUGGUGAAGAGGAGGAAGAGGAGAACAUAGAAGCCUCAGAAAGCCAAUAUGGCGUCUGCCCCCCACCAGGGGGCCUGUGACGACCUGGGCACCCACCCCCCAUCCUUGCCUGGACGUCAGUCCCCAGCUCGAAGCACAUCCAUCCCCCCGCUGCGUGGAGCCGGUGUUCCUCACCAAUACAACAAGCCUCCCCCCAGCACGGACCCCAUCCGCAGCCUCAUACCCGUCCCCCAUGGGGUCUCCGGUGUGCUACCCACUCCCAGAGUGGGCAUCGAUCCGGCCCCAGAGGGCCUGUGGAAAGGAGUUGAACUCCAAAGCACAGAGGCUGCUUCCAGGAGAGAAGGCCAGGACCCUGCAGGACCCAGGAGCCAGUGGGGUGCCCCAGCCAAGGGGGAGCGGGAAGCUGGGGCGGCCCUUGGCCUCAUCAAGAAUCCCCUCCCUUGCCCUGCCAGCCUCUGCUACUGGAACUUUUCUUUGAAUGUGCCCGGGCUCCACAGUGCCCAUCCCAGGCCAUCAUUUGGCCACUGGUUUUUUACAAUAAAGCUGUUCCCGGCCCAGCG
Molecule: messenger RNA, 4470 nt
Organism: Monodelphis domestica (gray short-tailed opossum)
Lineage: Eukaryota; Metazoa; Chordata; Mammalia; Didelphimorphia; Didelphidae
Gene: SUSD2
Product: sushi domain containing 2
Source: RefSeq, a predicted model, not a curated record